Messenger RNA from Saccostrea cuccullata (small rock oyster), 675 nucleotides. RefSeq names its product interferon-induced protein 44-like. The transcript has 5 exons. The annotation marks the transcript as partial. NCBI's taxonomy places the organism in Eukaryota, Metazoa, Mollusca, Bivalvia, Ostreida, Ostreidae. The record is from RefSeq and is a predicted model, not a curated record.
AAUAUUAAUAAUCAUCAUUAUCAUACGAAUAAACAAUCUUUUAAGGAACACUAUCAAUGGGAAACUCUUCAACAAAAACCAGGUUUGUCAGAGGAUACUACGAAGAACCAUGGAGAAAACUGCCGUGUGAUGAUCAACUUGACAUAAAAUCGUUAAAAAUGGAGUUCUUGGAAAAGAUAGCAACGUUUGAAAUUCACCGGGAUGCAACAUUUCUUAACAUAUUAUUAAUUGGGCAAGCAGGAAGCGGGAAGUCUUCUUACAUCAACACUGUGUGCACAGCUAUAAGGAAUGUAAAAAGAAUUGUCUAUUCAGCAGGAGUAUUACAGAAAAGUGAUAAAUCUGUGACAUCAAUGAACAUUCCCGGAUCUUUAGUCCUAAGUGAUGGGAGGUGGUUGAAAGUCAGGUUAUUCGACAGUAGAGGACUUCAUCUGCAUGAUGGACUUCAUCAAGAUGAUAUUUUGAAUUUAUGCAAUGGACACAUCAAACCUGGAUACGAGUUUGACCCAAAUCAUCCCAUAAAAAAGGGCGAUCCAUUUUUUCGCGAUGACCCUGAACUGAACGACAAAAUGCACUGUGUGGUUUAUGUUGCUAAUAGUGAUGCUCCAGAAGGCUUAUUUGCAGAUGAAGUGGCAUCAAAUCAGUUGAAGAUGUUGCGUAGCAAACUUGCGAAGUUCG